Messenger RNA from Kwoniella mangroviensis CBS 8507, 1704 nucleotides. RefSeq lists its product as uncharacterized. Gene Ontology annotation, molecular function: flavin adenine dinucleotide binding; squalene monooxygenase activity. Gene Ontology annotation, cellular component: membrane; endoplasmic reticulum. Bases 1 to 1704 code for a protein of 567 amino acids. The transcript is spliced from 6 exons. The record is from RefSeq and is a predicted model, not a curated record. Gene Ontology annotation, biological process: ergosterol biosynthetic process. Lineage: Eukaryota; Fungi; Basidiomycota; Tremellomycetes; Tremellales; Cryptococcaceae.
AUGUCUACUACACCAGAGGUAGAAGUUGCUAGCUCAGGUAUAGAUCAUGUAUCUAUUCACUCCCUCCAACCUGAGAUCAUCAUAAUCGGCGCCGGUGUCAUAGGCUGUGCCCUUGCCUAUUCACUCUCUCAAUCCGGUCGAUCUGUCGUUCUACUCGAAAGGGACUUGUCCGAACCGGAUCGAAUAGUUGGGGAACUCCUUCAACCUGGUGGUGUAGCUGCGUUGGAAGAAUUGGGCAUGGCAGAUGUAUUGGAUGGGAUCGAUGCAGUUCCCGUUGAAGGAUAUUGUAUUGUUUCUGGAGAAGAGAAAGUUGGAUGUCCUUAUCCCCUACUGGAAGAUAUGGCCGGUAUACAUCAGGAUGGACAAGAACAGACUGGAAAAGCAAAUGGAAUAUCAGCUCAUAUCGACAAAAAAGGCAAAUGGCACGUUGAUUCUCAAUCAGGUAAAAAGGAAGGACGUUCAUUCCAUCAUGGUAAAUUGAUAUCCUCCCUUCGACGCAAAGUGCUCAACCAGGCGAGGAAUGUCACUGUGCUGGAAGCUACGGUGAAAGAUCUGGUAUUUUGCGAACAUACCAAUAGAGUUAUAGGCGUUUCUGCAUCAUUCAAACCCGCUUCGACUACAAGCUCAGGAAAAGGAAAUGUUGGUAAUUCGGAUGAUACUAGAGAAUCAAGACCUCAACCUACAGGAAUAGUGAAAAAGAUCUAUGCACCUAUAACGAUCAUCGCCGAUGGAUGUUUCUCUAAAUUCCGUUUAACGCCCGGUACGCGUACGCCCACACCCAAAACUCGAUCACACUUUGUGGGUAUCAUAUUGGAAGAUUGUAAAUUACCGAUUCAAAACAUGGGUACGGUGUGUCUAACGCCCUCUGGCCCAGUGUUGUUAUAUCAGAUUGGAAGAGAGAAGGGGGAGGUAAGGAUGUUGGUGGAUGUUAAAGGCAAAUUACCUAGUGUAGGGGAUGGCAGUUUGAAGCGUCACAUCGAGACCAAUUAUGUUCCUCAUCUACCAGCCGAACUCCAAUCCCCAGUCCUCUCAGCCCUUGCCACUCAGCGUCUCCGAUCCAUGCCCAACACCUUCCUCCCACCCUCUAUUCAGGGUUUGUCCAAUCACCUCAGCGGUGCGAUCCUAGUAGGCGACGCCUAUAACAUGCGACACCCGCUCACAGGAGGAGGAAUGACAGUGGCUUUCAAUGAUGCUAUAAUUCUGACCAGAUACCUCAAACCUUCCGAGCAAUUGCCAUCCGGAAGAGCAGGAUUGGAAGAUUGGGAUAAAGUGUCGGAAUAUCUGAGAGAAUGGUUCUGGGAGAGAAAGAAGUUGUCAGGUGUGGUAAAUGUUCUGAGUAUGGCUCUUUACAGUUUGUUUGGAGGGGCGGAUGAACCCGAACUUGAAGUUCUCAGAGAAGGAUGUGUGAAAUACCUAGGAAUGGGAGGUGAGAGGGUAGCAGGGCCGGUCGGUCUGUUAUCUGCUCUCACCCCAGCUCCUCUCAUGUUGUUCUACCAUUUCUUCUCCGUCGCCUUUUACUCCAUCUUCUUACUGCUCAUCAAAGGUCCACCCAACUCUUCUUUGAGAUCAACCAAGUCGAAUGUGGUGUUAAAUCCUCUGUUGGUUUUGUUGACUUUACCUCUAAACUUGAUCUAUUCGAUAAAAGUGUUCUGGACCGCUUGUGUGGUUCUUUUACCUGUCAUAUAUACUGAAUUCAGAGUAUAG